AUGCUCUCAUCAAUUAAAGAAGGCCGUGUCACAAAGAACAAAACCAAGAAGACCUCGCCUCCGACUCGACGCGUCUCCAAAAUACAACCGCUAGUUGAGCGGACCAAUGCAUUAAGCAUUGAAAACUUCAUCGCCAAGUACAUGCCAUCUACCACGACAAGUAAUCAAACCACAGAGGAAGCAACCAGCCUAGCAGAUCAAACCACACCAGCAGAAACACCCCUCUCCCUGGAUGUAUACUCCGCAGCCAGCAUCCCACCAGCAGACCUAGAAGCCUGUCUAGACCUCAUCGAAGAAACAUCCAGCGACGCCUACCGCGCCUCCGCGGAUGGCUGGUCACGUACGAAAAAGCACAAGGAGAUGAAACUGCCGGAUAUGAAAUAUCUUAUUUUCCGCGAUUCAAACGAUUCCAACGAUUCCAACGACAACAAAGCGACAGAGGCUCCCAACAACUCCGAAACAGCCGAUCUACCCCAAGAGCGCGACGAACGAGGUCCGGCUCUGGGUUCCACUGGCUGUACUCUGAAUCAACGGCGGGAGGUUCUUGGCUUCUUGUCUUUCAUGGUGACGUAUGAAGAUGGCAAGGAGGUGGUUUACUGCUAUGAGAUCCACUUGUCGGCGAGGGCCCGGGGGCGGGGCGUCGGGUCGGUUCUGAUGGAGCGGAUGGAAGCGAUUGGUCGGGCGGUCGGCUUGGAGAAGGCUAUGUUGACGGUUUUUAAGUCGAAUGGGGUUGCUUGUCGGUUUUAUGAGAGGUUGGGGUAUGGGCUUGAUGAGUACUCGCCGCGUCCGCGGAGACUGCGGAAUGGGACGGUCAAGGAGGUUGAUUAUAUGAUAUUGUCUAAGCGGUUGAGGGAUUGA
Messenger RNA from Penicillium nucicola, 858 nucleotides. RefSeq names its product N-terminal L-serine N(alpha)-acetyltransferase NAT4. Gene Ontology annotation, cellular component: nucleus. The transcript is spliced from 2 exons. The record is from RefSeq and is a predicted model, not a curated record. Bases 1 to 858 code for a protein of 285 amino acids. Lineage: Eukaryota; Fungi; Ascomycota; Eurotiomycetes; Eurotiales; Aspergillaceae. Gene Ontology annotation, molecular function: protein N-terminal-serine acetyltransferase activity; histone H2A acetyltransferase activity; histone H4 acetyltransferase activity.